Molecule: messenger RNA, 536 nt
Organism: Suhomyces tanzawaensis NRRL Y-17324
Lineage: Eukaryota; Fungi; Ascomycota; Pichiomycetes; Serinales; Debaryomycetaceae
Exons: 1
Coding region: 95-454 (119 amino acids)
Source: RefSeq, a predicted model, not a curated record
UGCUAAUCGAGGUGUAGUAGAAUAGUUGAGUAAUGCCAAAGGUACAAGGCAAUUGGAAUAGCGAUGUUGGGGCAGUAAGAAUUGAUGCCAAAGAAUGAUAUUUCAUGCUUCGAUAACAAUAAAUAUCGAGACAAAUGGAUUCACCUGGGAUACUUUAGUAGUAAUUAUCCAAACAAUGCUGUGGAGGUGCUUGUAUAUAUCUUCAGUAAUAAUUAAACCCAACAUGCUAAUGGCUGCCAGUAGAAUGCCUGUAUUAGAUAUUGAUGUCGAAGUUGGCAAUUCUUCUUCAGAAUAUUUAUGCAAUUGCAUGAAUACAGUAACUUGCCAUCUCUAUUCCAUUUACUUAAACCUUAGUGUGGCCAUUUCCAAAAUAAUAGUGUAUGAUUUUCAACCAGCUUUCUACUUUCCUGGUUCCAUGCUACUACAUGGCAAGAAAAUUCGAGAUUUACCAUAGUCUAACGACUGAUCAAGUCAUCUACGAGAAGGAUAUUAUAUAAUUUAAAUAAUAAAUGUUACUGAUUUUCAGCAACUCAUCU